This is a messenger RNA of Melospiza melodia melodia, 1203 nucleotides long. RefSeq names its product heat shock transcription factor, Y-linked-like. Gene Ontology annotation, molecular function: sequence-specific DNA binding; DNA-binding transcription factor activity. Bases 407 to 1150 code for a protein of 247 amino acids. Gene Ontology annotation, biological process: regulation of DNA-templated transcription. The record is from RefSeq and is a predicted model, not a curated record. Lineage: Eukaryota; Metazoa; Chordata; Aves; Passeriformes; Passerellidae. The transcript has 5 exons.
AGCAGCUGCAUAGUGACAGUUCUUCCCAUGGUGGAUUUCUUUAACACGUUUCCUGAUUUGGAGCCAGUGUCUUCUUUACAUGACAACAGGAAAUCUCAUUCCUUUCCAGGACCCUCUGAGCAGCAGAGACUUGGAGCAAGCUGGAGGAGCUGCUGGGUGCUGAGGAGUGGCUGAGCAGCACCCCUGCCUCACUGACACAGGCCAGGCAAGAUCCAUACCCAUCUCAUACAAACAAGUGAAAAAACACAACAACUUACUUCCUGAAGGCUGAGUUGGUAGUGCUGUGAUCACUGGAUGCUGGCUCUUCACCCCAGAGGGUUUGUCCUGCUGCCAGCAGCUGCAUGUUGCUGCUCCUUGUCUUCUGUGAAUGCUUGCUUCUAUGAUUCUGUUAUAGCUCAACUUUAAGAUGGACCAUCCCAAGGUGCUGGAAGGCUACAAGCCAAGAGUGAGCCACAAAAAAAGAACCCCAGCUGCAUUGUGCCUGGAUGAGGAGCUGGAGGAAAGCUGCCCCUCAGGAAGCUGCCAAGAUCUUUGGCCUGUCCAGGGAACCACUGCUGGCAUGGAGAAGGAGAUGCUCACAGCAGCUCCUGCACAGGACACACAGGUGUCUGCUCACAGAAAGCCUGUGCUUGCCAAGCUUUGGAAAAUGCUGGAAAGUGACCAGUUUCAGUCCAUUUGGUGGAGUGAAGGUGGAAAAUGUGUGGCCAUCAACAAAGAUCUCUUUGAGGUGGAGGUGCUGGGCAGGGGAGUUUGCCAGCGGGUUUUUAACACGCAGCACAUCAGGAGUGUCAUUCGCCAGCUGAACCUCUAUGGAUUCACCAAAGUGCAGCGGGAUUGCCAAAGAUCUGCCUCCCUGCCUGAAUUCCUAUCAGAGGAAGCAGCAGCUUCUGCUCACAGCCAGAUCCUCUACUACUAUAACCCCAGCUUCAACAGAGCACAUCCCUGGCUGCUGGGAAUGUGCAAAAGGAGAGCUGCCCUCAAAGAGAGAGCCCUGUGUGCAGCAGGCCUGGAUGAGAGGCCCCUCCAAAAGCCCAGAUGGUCAGUGUGGAGGGAGAUGCAAGUGUCAGCUGAAGCCCAUCCCUCAUCCCUCUCCAGCAUGGGAAGCUGCUCCCAUGCUUCUAGAGCCUCCUGGAGCACUGAAUGGAUAUAAAGUCUGAUAGCCACAACCUAACAGAGUUGAUAAUAAACUGUUUGAACAGUAAA